AUGCUAAAUGUGCACAAGCGCGGAAAGAGAGAAAAAGAGUAUUUAAAUAAAGAAGGCACAAAUUGCUAUUAUUCCAACCUGUCUUUGUUAAGAAUUAUUGAUGAGUGGUGUAACAUUGAAGCAAAUUCGUAUCCCGUUAGAAAUGCGAAUAUAUUAAAAAAGAUAAAGGCAGAAAUAAAAAAAUUUAUAUACUCCAAUAUAUUAUAUAAAACAAAAGUAAAUUUUUGUUUAUUCAAUACGUUUUACAAUUAUAAGUAUAAUUACGAUAUAAAAUAUGUGAACAGUCAGUAUUUAUUUGAUCUGUGUUCAAAUAGCUGCAAGUAUUUUUACCAGAUAUUGAAGAAAUAUUACCAGCAGAGGGAAAAUAAUGGCUUUGACAUUUAUGCAGAAAAUAUAGAAAAUAGUAAAUAUCGCGAAAGCGGCGAAAAUGGCGAAAUUGUUCAAAAUGGCGAAAUUGUUCAAAAUGGCGAAAUUGUUCAAAAUGGCCAAAUUAGCCAAAAUAGCCAAAAUAGCCAAAAUAGCCAAAUUAGCCAAAAUAGCCAAAAUAGCCAAAUUAGCCAAAUUAGCCAAAUUAGCCAAAAUAGCCAAAAUUACCUGAACAGGUCAGGAAAAAAAAAAAACGAAAAUGACUUUACAAAUAGCACAAUUUCGCAAAGCAGUUACACGUUCCGUAAUACUAACACUGAUAAGGAGAAAUAUGUGGACGACUUCUUUCAUAUAAAUAAGGACGGAGGGACUGAUUUACAGGAUAGAAACCUUGUCUUUACGGAAGUGUACACUUCGAUGAUUUAUUGUUGUCUUGUAUUAAUAAAAAAUAAAUAUUACUUGGACUUUAUUUGCUUGUAUUUAUAUUUUAAAUGUUAUUUCUCUUUAGAUAUACUAAUAUUAAAAAAAAAUAUUCAUUUAAAAUUUACAUCUCACGAACAUUUUCUUAGUUUGUUAUUUUCAUUAUCAAACGUUACAGCAUACCUAUCGGAUGAAAAGGAAGAAUUAAAACAAAAAGACGACUCGAAUUAUAAUGAAAUAAAAAAUAUGUACAGUCUGAACGAUUUUAAUGAAAAUAUAAAUAUUGGAAAUAUUACAAAAUUAUCUUUUAACGUCCUUUUAAAUUUAAGAGUAAAAAUAAAUUUUAAUGAAAUUAAUUACAAUAUAAAUGUAAAUAGGUAUAAAGAUGUGUGUAAUUAUAUAUUGCUAUUUCAGAAUGAUUUUACACAUUGGUAUAUGAUAAAAUUAAAUGAGCUACAUAGUUUAACACAGAAAUAUAAGCAGUAUAUUUUGAAAAAAGAGAAUAAAGAAGGGUAUAACCUUUUUUCGAAUGGUCUUGAUUUUACCCUCGAUAAUAUUUCUUUACUUUCGUUAAGGGCUGAUGGACCAAACACUCGUGUUGGAGAUGGGAAUAAUAUAAGUAAUUACUGCUCCAUUGGGGGGCACAACAACAUGAAUAUGAACAGUAAUAUGAAUGGUAAUAUGAAUACUAAUAUGAAUACUAAUAUGAAUGGUAAUAUGAAUACUAAUAUGAAUGGUAAUAUGAAUACUAAUAUGAAUGGUAAUAUGAAUACUAAUAUGAAUGGUAAUAUGAAUACUAAUAUGAAUACUAAUAUGAACGGUAACAUGAACAGUAACAUGAAUACUAAUUACAGAUAUGACAACAUGAACAUGUUCAGAAAUUUUUCAGAUAAAAAGUUAGUGGACGGGUUUAAACUUGGUACUCUUUGCAGUAGUCCGUUUAAUAUAAAAGAAACUUUCUAUCAUAAUUUUACCUUUUUCAAUAACACACAUGUUAAUAAUGAAUGUGUUACUAAUCAGUGCAUUUACAAUAGUGUGCACAUGAAUAAUAAUAAAAUGAUUAUACUGUCAACAAAUGAUAACUGGUUUGUUGAAAAAGAUUAUAAGGACGAGACAGCAUAUAACAUUGAAUUGGCUAAAGGGGGUAUCAACAAAGGUGGAUGUACGAUAAGUAGCAAUUUUAACACGUACAAUACUGGUGAUGAUGAGUUACUGUUUAGAUCUCUUCAUCCUAGGGGAAUACUGUUCAUUGGAGCUGAUCGUAUUUACAAAGAUGAGUACUGUGAGUUAAGCUAUAUAGAUGACUAUUGUAACAUUUUCAACUACUGUAAAAAUGAAAAAGAAAUGGAAAAAAGGAAGAAUGGUUUAAGAAGUAUUUUUCAUUAUGCAAAUGGUAGUAUUCGUUGUAGUGAGAACAAAUUCAUCCAUAAUAAUGAUGAUGAUAAUAAUAGUAAUUAUGAUAAUAAUAGUAAUAAUGAUGAUAAUAAUAGUAAUUAUGAUAAUAAUAGUAAUUAUGAUAAUAAUAGUAAUUAUGAUAAUAAUAGUAAUUAUGAUAAUAAUAGUAAUUAUGAUAAUAAUAGUAAUGAUAAUGAUAAAUUCCUUUGGACAAAGUCUUACAUGAAUGAUACUUCGGUUCUAAAAACAUUAGAAAGAAAAAUAGUUAAUAGCAGAAAAGAAAAAUAUAAAAAUUCUUUUUUAAGCAUUCUCAAUAGUAUAUAUAUUACUAUGCACAAAAAUAUAAUAUACAGCAUAAACAAUAGAAUACAGGAAUAUCGUUUUUUAAUUUUGAAAAGAUUUUUUUAUUUCUUCAGUAAAAACGACUUUAAAAAUGUAGAUGACCUGUUCAUAUGCAAAAAUAAAAUUUUGACUUGUUUACUAGGAUGCGAAAAUGAUAUGUUUCCGUGUCUUCAUAACGAUAAACAGAGUAGUUGUAGGGGUAGUAGUAGAUGUACUGGUAGCGGUAGUGGUAGGAACAAUGAUAGCAGCAGAAGGAUAAAGCGAAAGAAGGGGAAGAACAAUAAAAACUACUACUUCUACCACUGCAACAAUUGGGGAAAAAAGGAACAAGGAUCAACAACCCAGCUGACGGACAUUUUUAAGGAAAAGACCAACAAGUUAACAAAUGGCUGCAUAUUCAUCAGCAAAAAUGUAGUAUGUGUUGAUCCUAACGUAGCCUUUUGGCAAAAAAGAAAAAACAAAAAAAUUUUUCACCUUCACUUUAAACCAUUUCAGAAUUAUUUUUCCUCUUUAUUUUAUCAAAAAUAUCUUCAUGUAUUUCUUUACUUUUCGAAAAUAGGAACAUUAGUAAGGUAUAUUAAAAUGUUUACAUGCGUUUUUACAAAAAUUAUGUACAGGAAGGUAGAAGCCCCCGGCGCAUUAUCUAGUGGUGCGCAUAUAAGAAGUAUACGAUGCAGUGAUCAAACUUCAAAGGAUACAGACGGCAAAAAGCAUAAACAAGUCAACCAACAUUAUGCGUACUCCGAUGAAGAUGUAGUACCUGUCGGGGAAGUGUUCAUUUCGUAUGUACAUUCAGUUAGAAAAUAUAUGUUGUUAUAUGAAGACAAAAUAAGAAAAAUUUUUUUAGAUGAACAUAUAGGAAGCCCAUUAGAAAUAUACAAUAAAAUAAAAAAAUAUACAGAAUGUAUAGAAUUUUUAAGUUUUCUAUGCUCUAGUUAUACAUAUGAUGACGAAAUAUUUUACAAAAAAUAUUAUGCUUUUUAUAAAAAUUCAAAUAAUUUUAAGAAAAACAAUCCUGUUAUUACGAAAGGAAAACAAAUACAUGAGUACAACUAUUUUUCAAAUAUUAUUUACGGUCUUUCUCAUGAACACUAUGAAGGAAGACAUAUGCAAAAGGGUAAGAAACGUAGGUCCUUUGCAGAAUUGGAAACGAACGAGGUUGUACAUAAUAAAAUAAUAUCUAAGAGGCCAUCAGUCGAAAAUGAUAUUAAUAAGAAUAAUAGCAAUAACAAAAGCAGUAAUAGCAAUAGCAAUAGCAAAAGCAAAAGCAGUAAUAGCAAUAACAAUAUAGCAUUAUUAAAAAAUGGCUUAGACCUUAGAAAUUAUAAUUUAUUUAUUUUUCCAAGGGGAAGCGAACUACUAAGUUACAUUUACAAAUAUUAUUAUUUAUUUCUGAACACUAAUAAGAAAAAUCUCAUGAAAUUGUGCAGAUUUAUUUUUCUAAGAAUUAUUAAACCGUUUUUGCAUUUUCUUUACUCUUAUGUUUAUAUGGGCAUUAAUAAAGACUACCAUUUUGAAUAUAUUAUAAAUAAACAUGUAGUGAAUAAGUUUUUCUUUAUUUAUCAGAACCGAACCAAGUACUAUGACAGAAAGUAUUUGUUGUCCAGUUCGUGCAUUUCCCUCCCGAUUUUCUUAAAAUAUUCCAUCGAAGUUAUUUACAGUUCAGGCAUGCUAACCAAAAUUUUACGAGCAGCUAGUGAAGAAGAUUUCUACUUGGCUAUACCAAAAAUUGGAAAUUUAAAAAAUGCACAAAGGGGAAAAACGUUCGGAAAAAAGAGGAGACAAGUUAAGGAAGACAUAAAUGAAACUAGGAAUAAUAACGAAGUAGAUAUUCCCAAAUUAUUAUGCUCUGCUUCAGUAAAUAAAAUUAUAAAUUUUUUAAAUUUAUACAAUAAUCCGAACUAUAAAAAGAUAAAAGGGAAAAAUGAAAAAUUAGGAAAUGUCUUUAUCAAAUAUUGGAAUAAGGAAAAAUACUCCAAAAUUAUUUAUGAAGAAACGAAAAGAAAAAUUAAUAAAAAAUUGCAGUAUUAUUUUUUCAAAUUAUAUAAUAUACUAAUAAAUAAUCAAACAGUUAAUGAGGGGCAGAAUAACAUCCAAUUUACUCAGUACAAUGAUGAAAAUAAGGAAGAAGGGGGAAAAUAUUUAUCCCUAUAUAUGAAGGGGAAAAAAAGGAAAAAGAGGACAAAAAAUGUGUGUAGAGUGAUCAACCUAAAUAAUACAAGAAUAAUUAAUAAAAAGAAUAUAUUAAAAAGAGAAAAGUGUAAUCUUAAAAAUUGUAACAAUGAGCAUUCUUUUAAUUAUGAUUAUUUUUUGGGGAAAGAACAUGACUUAGCAGUUGAAGUGAGAAAACGUAGAAGGAAGGAUAGUGCACCUAAUUCUAAAAGAAUUGUUAAUAGACUUCAUUCCAACGGGAUGAAUUUGAAGAGAAAGAAGUUAAGGAGGGAAUACAACCCUAGUAAUUGUUCGAACGGGAGCGACGUGACGUAUUCACUUCACUCAGAUGGGACAGGAGCAACGUCUUCUUAUCACUUGAAUGGAGCGGAAUCAGCUUCUUCUUUGCUCGAGGAUCUCCCCAGUUCUGGUUAUUACGAUGGAUGUGCAGGUGCACACCUGGCCAUUCCUUACACAUGCAAUUGGACACUACGCGAAAAAGAAGAAAAGGAGGAAAAAAGGCAUCGACUGUUCAACCUUUCCGAUGGCAGAAGUGUCGGAGCUACAACUACUGAGAAUACAUGUAGGAAAUAUGAUUUACUAAAAUUUCAGAUAAAUUAUAAGGACGAUAAGAAAUUAGAAAACGUAGUGAUGUUCAGUGAUAUGGAUGAUGGAUCUAUUAGAAGUAGAAUAAAAGGGAUGCACAAAAAAAAAAAGGAAAAAAAAGAAAAGAUAAAGAAAGAUAAAAAGUGCAAUAGGAAUGGAAAAGGAUAUUAUAAUAGUAUUUUUUAUGAAAAGGACAAAAAUGAAUACACCACUGCGGCAAGUAGAGAAAAUGAAAUAUGGAUGAUAAGAAAACAAAAAUUCGAAAUAAAAAGCAUUAACUACUUUAUAUAUAGAAACAUAUUCAUUCCAAUUAAUGAACACUAUGAAAACAUAAAUAAAAUCCUGGUUUGUUCAUUUUUAAUAAAUAAAAAUCUUUUAAUAUAUUUAUGUUUACUUAAGUGCUAUUUAUUUGAUGAAUGUGAAGAGAAUUAUAAAUAUGUUUGUUCCUUAUUCUAUUCUGAUAAAAAAAAUGAAAUAACAAAUUCUAUCAAUAAAAUAUACCAUACUAAUUUUAGGGAUAAAAAAGAAAUAAUUAAUUAUUAUCUAGAUGAAAAAUUCUAUACAGUAAAAGACAUAUCAACAAAAUUUUUUUAUAUCAAUAUAAACAUAGUUGUUCCAAAUGCUUUGAAAAUUUUUUUCGAUGAUGAUGUUAUAAAUAGUUAUAACAGCAUUUACAAAUUAAUCUCUUUAUUCAAGUUUACUUUAAAAAGUCUAAACGAAAUUUUUCUAAUAUUUACCAUGUUCUCGAAACCGCUCAUAUAUCAACAGUUCGAUAGAGACGAUAAAAAAACUACUAAUUUCCAUAAAAAUGAUUUUAAAUAUAUGGACAUAAUUAACAACAUAACACGAGAAAACAGAUUGAACGAGCAGGAGAUGCUUAAAGAGGAGUGCUGUGUAAUAACUUCUAAAGCAAAUAAUAUUUUUUUUACAAAAGAAAAAUUUUUAAAUGUCGGAUUUCAUCAUAAAUUUAUAUAUUAUAAAAAUGUGGAAAAGUUUUUAGAAAACAUAAAAAUCUUUAAUGACGUCCUUAACGAUUUUAAUAAAAUAAGAAGUGAAAUGUACCUUAUAAUUAGCUAUCUUUAUGACUAUUUAAUUAAUAUGAACAUGUGCAGGAAUUAUUUUUUUUUUUUUCAAAAUAUAUUAAAAAUUAAUAAAUUUCACCAUCUAAUAAAUUUUCAUAAAUCUUUUCUUGAGCAUAUGUUUAAAUUUUCUUUUUUGUCUUUCAACUUUCUUUCAUUUGGUAAGACUAUAUUUAAUAUAAUAAACACAAUUCAGUUGUUUAAAAAUAUUAUGACCACGUUAACACCAUUUGUUUCGGACAAGGGGCAGGAUAUCACGUCGUUCACUUCGAUAUUUGACCAACACUAUGAAGUACUGGAAAGAAACAUCAUCAUUUUAACAUCAGUGGAUGCGCAAAACUUUAUCCGGAAGUUUUACCUGUACAGGAAUAGCUUAAUUUUGCAUAUCCGGAGGUUUAAAAACAGCAGCUUGAGCUAUAUCUACAACAAGUUCUUUUUCAACGACUAUUACACGUCGCUGUUUCAGGAGUAG
Molecule: messenger RNA, 6831 nt
Organism: Plasmodium malariae
Lineage: Eukaryota; Apicomplexa; Aconoidasida; Haemosporida; Plasmodiidae
Product: conserved Plasmodium protein, unknown function
Exons: 2
Coding region: 1-6831 (2276 amino acids)
Source: RefSeq, a predicted model, not a curated record